Molecule: messenger RNA, 2603 nt
Organism: Dendronephthya gigantea
Lineage: Eukaryota; Metazoa; Cnidaria; Anthozoa; Malacalcyonacea; Nephtheidae
Product: WD repeat-containing protein 86-like
Exons: 5
Coding region: 298-1473 (391 amino acids)
Biological process (GO): ubiquitin recycling; proteasome-mediated ubiquitin-dependent protein catabolic process
Cellular component (GO): cytoplasm; nucleus
Molecular function (GO): ubiquitin binding
Source: RefSeq, a predicted model, not a curated record
CAACUUUCAUUGUUUAUCAACAUGUCUGCAAGGAUUGCCAAUUAAAGAAAGAUAAAUUGCAUCUCAAGGAAAGGAAUAAAAAGAGGCUCAUCUCAGAGUUUUUCUGCUUGAAGAAGAUCUUUCAAAAGGUUUGGGAUCGAAACGGUUUGCCUGUACUACUUUCGUUCACUUUAUCGAUUCGGUGCGAAGUCAGUUGAAGAAAGCUUCGCAGUCGUUUCGAACUGCCUGAGAUAUCCUCGCAAAAGGUAUGCCGAAAUUGUGUAGACCUUUUUCAGCUACGAUAAUUGCUGGUUAAAGAUGGGUUCAGGCAGUUCAAAGAAAGUCUCGCCUCCUGGCUCGGCUGAUUCAACAAAGAAAAGGAAAAAAGACAAAUCAUUUUUAAUCAAAACUUUGGACGAACAUACUGGAUCCAUUAACAACAUAUGUUUGUCAAACGAUAAACAGACAAUCGUGACAGUCUCGGAGGAUCACACUGCUCGGCUCUGGGAUAUUAAAACCGAGGAAUGCAUCGGAGUUCUUGAAGGACACACAAGUUACAUCACAAAUUGCUGUGUGUCAGACGAACACGUUUUCACAGCAUCCGCGGACUACAGCAUUCGAAAAUGGGAUUUAAAAACAUGCGAAUGUUUGCAUGAAUUCAACGGACAUACGUCGACAGUUAACAAGAUUAUCUAUUCGCAAGGCCUGCUGUUUUCAGGAUCGUACGAUAGAACGGCGCGUUGCUGGGAUGCCCGCUCGGGCGAUUUACUACGGGUCUUCGAAGGGCAUCAUCGAAGUUUGUUUCCAUUGCUGCUAGUCAGCAACUCAAAAACACGCCGUACGCACGUUGAUCUAGACAGCAACGAUGAUAUCCUAAUAACUGGCUCGGCGGAUUAUACUGCAAAGUCGUGGGGAAUGAAUUCUAAUCAAUGCUUAGUGACCUACAAGAAGCACACUGGAGCCGUUUUAUGUUUGGCUGUAGAUUCUGCAAAUAAAAUUUUGUUUACUGGUUCCACGGAUACAGUGAUAUGUAUGUGGGAUCUUCUGUCAGGCAGACAUUUGAAAACUAUGGAAGGACAUAACGCGACUGUACUCAAUUUGCAGGUGUUAAACAAGCUCCUGUUUUCGUCCAGUUCAGACAAAACAGUGAGAUCUUGGGUUGUCGAGUUUGGGGACUGUACCCGAGUAUUCAAAGGUCAUACUCACACCGUGGGUUGUAUGGUGGUCGAAGAUGGUUUAGUCUUCACGGCCUCAGGCGACGGGACUAUUCGAGCUUUCAACACAAAGUCCGGCUCAUGCAAGAGAGUUUACAAAGGACAUGAACAUGCCAUUAACGCCUUAGUGGUUCACAAGAGGAAGAUCCUAAGCGGUUCUCAUGAUCAGACGCUUAGGAUUUGGGACGCAUCGAAACUUCGCGAUGACGAUGACGAUGACGAUGAACUCAUUGAAGUGGUGACGUCAAAUGGAAACGUUUCCAGCACAACGCUAUCGUGAUCUUGGCAACAAACAACUUUUUCUACGUUAUUCUCACGGUUUGAACACUGCUUUUUCACACGAGCGUCAUUUCAACGCAGAUGUUUUCAGUGUUAUUCCGCAUUUGCGUAUUUUUCACCAGCACUCAAAACACAAAUGAAGAUCGGAGAUUACAAUUUUGUAUUUCAUGCAAUAUAGCACUAUAAAUAUCGCAUCACAAGGAACAGACAAUGUCAGAUAUCUAAACUAGAAGCCUCACUAAAGUAUUGGGCGGAGAAUUUUCUGUUGUAUCGUGAUAUUACCACAAGCUGUGCGAAACAGUGACUCCUUUUAACGGAACGUCUCCACGAGGCAAAGCUUCGGGCACACUCCGUAGGAAUCACCCGUGCUCCUUGUACAAACGUCACUGACGGAAACGUCACUUACUCUUUGGUGAGACUUCUGAUUGAUAUCCAGACCGCCAUAGAAAUGAUAUAUUAACCUUAGCAACAAACAACUAAUCGCCCUAGUCACAACUUCCAAGUAGUCGCGUCAUAAUGCGUAUUGCAAAUUAAUUUAAAUUCCCAGCAGGGAAUGAGGCGGGAAUCUAAUUGUAUAUGAAUUCAGUGCAUUUGACUGAAUAGAUAUCUUUGUAAAUAGCAAUGAAAUUGUAUCAAAAGUACCCACACGUAGCCUGCUGCCACUGAGAAGACUCACUUCACACAGUCUCAAUUCGGCUUCGUGCACGGCUGGUUCUUCAAGACCGCGAUGGAUAGAUGUUUGAUAGUCGUAAAUAUUGCUCUAAAUUUUACACGGUUGUUUUUACGCCUCUCUGCAUGGCAGGUCCGGAAAACGUUUCGAAAGUUAUAUACAAGUAGUUUGAAAACCUUAAUUGUAGAUUUGCUAUAAAUAAUCUGUCACUCUUUUGAACAACCAGCCCUGAAACUGGCUCUCUGCUAUAACCAUUUUGAGGUGGAUCUUCAGUGUCGCAGGUUUUUUUUUGAAUUAUGCUCUAAUGUAAAGCACAAUACUUCUUGUUGAACUUAUUCGACUGCACAACUGUUUCCAUGAAAUGCGCAAUAACGUGUGUGUUAUUUACAAUGUAUUUAGUCAAUCCAUUUUACUUAGUAUAGUAAUAUGCUUAGUUUUUGGCAGUUUACAGUCAAAUUGUU